Messenger RNA from Closterium sp. Naga37s-1, 519 nucleotides. NCBI's taxonomy places the organism in Eukaryota, Viridiplantae, Streptophyta, Zygnematophyceae, Desmidiales, Closteriaceae. The record is from the annotation of a GenBank genome assembly.
AUGCCUCCCAUGUUUAAGCCACGCGCCCCGUCCCGCCAUAGCGCGCGCCCUGCCUCGCCUCGUCGCGUCGUCGCGCGCGCGCAUUCUGCCCUCCGCCGUCGUGCUCGCUGGCUCUGCCCGCCACCGUCACGCGCGCGCACGCCCUUUUCGUCGUCGUCGCGCGUGCGCUCUGCCCACCGCUGCAACUCUCCCCGCCGCCCAGCCUCACCUUCCCACGGCCGCCCUCCCUUACCUCCUCACCUUCUUAUGGUCGCCCUCCCUUACCUCCUCCCCUUCUCACGGCCACCUACCCUUACCUCCUUGCCUUCUCACCCUCCUGCUCCUCUCUUCUCUCCUCCCUCUCCUUCGUGCCUCUCCUCCCUUCCUCCACCUCCCUCCCCUCCGCAUCUGCUGCAGCUGGCUGCUGGUUGCUGGUUGCCACUUCGUAACCAUGCUCCUCCCUCCCCACAAUCCACCCCUUCGUACCUCACCUCUUCCUCCCCCUCUCUCCUCUCCCCAUCUGCUGCAGCUGGUAGCUGA